Molecule: messenger RNA, 393 nt
Organism: Phytophthora nicotianae INRA-310
Lineage: Eukaryota; Oomycota; Peronosporomycetes; Peronosporales; Peronosporaceae
Exons: 1
Coding region: 1-393 (130 amino acids)
Source: RefSeq, a predicted model, not a curated record
AUGCUGAAAAGGGAGAGCAUUUCUCAGUCGAUCCAGCAGUACCAGGCUAUGAAGAUCUUCCUGAGUACAAAGCAGGGCUUCAAAGCGCGUAAGUCAGAGAGAAAUGCCCGAGCCAAGAGCUCCGGGUUGGGGCGUGCCAUCGAAUUCUUCGAUCUUGUAACUCUUGAUCACCCGAUCGUACCGGGCCGCGUUGGUGUUUACUCGGUUGUGAUCACGAUUGUUUUCAUCACGCCCCGCAUCUCGAGGAUUCUCGCCCCGAGCUGGGCUCAUGCGUUCGGCAGCAGGAGGAAUCCUCCGAGGAAGAGGAGGGAUCCCCUCAUUGAAGGCACCGGCAGGUUCGUCACCAUUGGGUUGCUGAUCGCCGAGUGCUUCUUGACGUUGGGGCACAUUUGA